GUGACAUGAGAUAAUGUGGCCGAGGCUCAUCGUGGAAAAUGAAAUUACUUUCUAGGAGGCGAGGGCUUGCGGGAUAUAAGUUCGAGUGUGACUCAAUGCAAAUGUAAAUCGGCAUGUCACGCGGUAAGAUAAAACUCAGCAUCGAUUUAGUGGAGGCAGCUGUAGCGCACCGUCAGUUCUUACAGCUCGUUGAUGACCAUCCAAGUUUAUACUCUAGUCCACUCGUUCAAAACGCAAUCAGAAGGUAUGAGCUUUUCUGGCUGCCUUUGCUCGCUCAAUCCACCACCUCAGAAAUUGCGGCACCACUCGACAUCGCAUGGGUUUGGCACGUGCACAUGCUGUCACCUGUCAAUUAUGAAAGGGACUGCAACGAAAUUGUCUCUAUACUACUAGAUCACAAGAUACUAAGCGGAGAGCAGCGUCACAAAGGGCUUGUUAAGGCCAAAGCUCUAUGGGAAAAGUUGUAUCCUGGCGAACCUUUUGAAGUUGACCUGACGGCCGCUGCUAACAAUGCGCAAGAUUUCAAGUCAAGAAUUGAGUACGACAUCGCAGCUGCUUGCGCUCGACAGAGAGUCUUUUAUUAUCAGGUGUCCUUACCUCACUAUGAAGAUAAGAAAUUUUUGACUGAAGCAAUGGAGAGGUAUAAAUUUCAUCUCAUGCUCAAGCGAGAUAAUCCAGGCACGUUUCUUGUGCCUUGCUAUGACUUUGACCUCAUUUGGCAUGCGCAUCAAGUAAAUCCACUACUGUAUAAAAAGGACACCACGGAAAUACUGGGAAAAGUACUUAAACAUGAUGACUCGGUGAACGACCGACAGCCUGGCUCAAAGCUCAACAUGUCUGAAGAAACAACACGUGAAAAAUGGAAAAACCUGGGCCAAGAAUUUGCAAUGAAUGGAGCCAUGUUCCGCGGAGAGCCUCCACUUGGAACUAACACAUUAACAGGGCCCAUUGACUACACUUGGCUGGCAGCGCUCGAGUACACUGUAGAUUUGACCAAAUUCGAAGUUGAAGGUCUCCCUAAACCAAAAGCCUACACCGUUAAAAUCGAAGUCGUGAAUGGUGAGCGGGUCCUAAAGAAACAGGUUCGCGGGCCAAACGCGACACUUCUGGAAUCCAACCGUGCUUUAUCAACGUUUACAUUUAAAACGAAAAAUAGCAGUAAUCUCAAGGUUCGUAUUUACCAACCAGGAACAUGCUCUUGCUUCACUCAUUCACUGGACGAGUCUGUCCAGUGCCUGUUUGUAAACCAUCUGAUCGGCAAGGUUCCUUACCAAAGUACCGCCAAGUCUGAGCCAGAAACGCGGGAGUUAACUGUAGCUGACAACCUGAAUGUUCGAUUUACUACUGUGGCUCAUCCCCCUAGACUAGAUGGAUACUAUUUUACGGUGAGACCAGAGAGAAAUUUCAGUCCAGUCCAACAUCCUGGUCAGAUACUAAGCUCGCCAACGCUCUUUCUUUCGCCAGCUUCUUUGGCUUCCUCAUCAGUCCCUUGCGAAAUGUCGCUGCAUUGGGUACUGGACAGUGGGCGUCGACAGGCGUUUACCUGCCGAGUGGUGCACUCAGCUUUGCUGAUGUUCUCUUCCGUGGAGGUUAUCAACCAGUCUGGUUGUGUUGUUAGUACGGGACACUUACUAGGAGGGAACAUACUUCCCACCAAGGAACAAGUGAGCAAGCCACAAAAAUGCUGUACUUUGGAUGAGAAUGGUGGAGAGAGAGCAAUGCUUAUAAGAGGAAGUAAAGACUGGGGAGUCUGCAUUGGAAAAUGGGAAGGGUUUGUUAAGGGUGUCCCUGGCGUGCCUGGAAUAAAAGGGCAGCCAAAUAAUCCAGGUGUCAAAGGAACGCCUGGCGUGAGAGGCAAACCUGGACAUUUAGCCAUCAAAUUCUUUUCACUGUCCGGAACAAAAGAGUGGAAAGAGGUUGAAAAACGGGGAGACCAGUUCUGGGUGGCUCUUCGCAAAAAGUUAAAGCUCAGGAUCGACCUGCGCACCGGCUUGAUUUCGUUUCCUUCUGAAGUCCAUCACGUGCCGGAGGUAGUUGCGCUCGGAUUUUCAAUUGCCAUUCUUCAUCUUCUAUGCCAGCCUUACACUCCCGCCGGAAGUGCAGAUUACUCGAAACCAUCAGUUUGUGCUUCACAUCAGGCCGACAAACCAGGAAGAAUUCACAAUGAAGAACUUGCGUUAAUAGUGGCAGCCGGUUACUAUGCCAACACCGUACCGACUAACUCGUACCUAAAGUAUGAAACUGGAGGAGGUGCCUGUGGAGGUUGCGGUGGAUGCGGUGGUUGUGGUGGUUGUGGUGGCUGUGGUGGUUGUGGUGGUUGCGGUAGCUGUGGAGGAUGUGGAGGUUGCGGUGGCUGUGGCGGUGGCUGCGGAGGAUAACUAACUGAGAUGAUGCCAGAAACAUCCAUUGUCACUGACAAUUGAUGAUCUUAGACUAUUAACUCAUAUUUCGGUAAAUUGUGAGAUACAAAGGAACCUCGCAGAAAACACGCAAGGUACCUGUAAGAUGACUUGUAACUUAAAUGCAGUAGUAAGAAACGGCAGAAGUGUGCGUAAUCCAAGGCUUCGUUUGAAAUGAACAGUUACUAAGUUCUUUGUUGUGUCAUAGAAUACGAAAUCCGAUUACCUCCGGAACGUUAGUCUCGGUUUUGUUUUUCGAGUAAGUACGCUCUUCGGUCAUAUUAUAACACGUUUUAUAUCACACUGUAACAUAACAAUAUCUAUAAUAUUUGUCGUAAUGACAUGAAUCAAAAUUCUUUGUAUUCACCCUAAUCAAUCGCAAUCUAGAAUUUAGUCCAUUAAGAGGUAAAAUGAACAAUAUCCACAGAUUGCAACUUAAUAACGGCUUCUGUAAAUCAAAAUUAAGCUGUUUAAUUGUAACGAUGGCGGUUCACGCUGAUGAAGAGCUAAA
Stylophora pistillata is the source of this 2910-nucleotide messenger RNA. RefSeq lists its product as uncharacterized. The record is from RefSeq and is a predicted model, not a curated record. NCBI's taxonomy places the organism in Eukaryota, Metazoa, Cnidaria, Anthozoa, Scleractinia, Pocilloporidae.